UCAAGUACGUCGCAUCGCAAAUCAAAAAUAAAACUGAAAAAAUGUCAAAAAGGUACCCGAAUCCGGUGUCGAAGUACUUUAUAUAUUACGAAAAGACUCGGAAGAGCACCUGCAAGGCAUGCAACUUCGAUAUGGCCGGUCGUCACUCCGAGAAUCUGAUGAGGCACCUCAAACGCAAGCAUAAGGAUGUCUACAAUUCUGUGGUGGCCGAAAAGCAGGCCAUCCUGGUCCGUCGCCAGCAGCAGGCAAAAAAGGGUGAAGUAGACCCUAAAGACCACGUUCUGGCCUCAAUGUUCCACUUUCCAUCGGAACCCAAAAAAAUUCUCAUCACCAAGGAUGCCUCUCAGCUGCCGACCAAUAGUAGCAUGGAAACCACAGAUAUGGUGGAUGAUGAAGGGACCGGCGAUGGAGAUAAUGAGGACAACGCAUCCGGCAGUCAAUUCGACGGGAUCUUUAUUGGGAAAUCGGAGCUGCCCGAUGAGGUUAAUCAAUUGGACAACUCUGGGGACGUCGAACUGGAGACAGUGGCUGCAUCUAUAGCCAAACCUUUGACCUCAUUGAAGGCGACUACCGCCCACCACAGUUUGCCCACCAGUUCCACUUCUACUCCUGCUCCUGCUCCUGCUCGUGCAUCCUCAUCGAACUGCCCAUUGGAUGGUGAUGAUGCCUUCUACCUUCAAUAUCUGGGCAACAAAUUGAGCAAAUAUUCGUCCCGCACAAAGAACACAGUCCAGUUCCAGAUCAAUCGCAUCCUGUACAAGGCCGAUAUGGGACACUAUGAGGAAUCAAGCCUGCCCUGCGAUUCCGACUCCUUUUAGGAGCUCACUUGGCGAAUGUGUUAUUAAGUCCAAAAACUAAGUAUGUUACUUUUUGCAUAGCAAUCAAAUAAAUCAUUAUCCCACGAGUUGU
Drosophila subpulchrella is the source of this 909-nucleotide messenger RNA. RefSeq lists its product as uncharacterized. Gene Ontology annotation, molecular function: DNA binding. Bases 42 to 818 code for a protein of 258 amino acids. The record is from RefSeq and is a predicted model, not a curated record. The transcript has 2 exons. NCBI's taxonomy places the organism in Eukaryota, Metazoa, Arthropoda, Insecta, Diptera, Drosophilidae.